ACGAUGUUUUGUAAGGCCGCCUUUUUUGAUUUAUGCUCUGUUUUUAACUAAAAGAAGGAAAAGCUUUGAAAGUUCAAAUCCCUCAUUGAACUCGUGGCUCUUUAGUGCGUGGGUAUACGAAUUCCAGCGCCUCUGUUCAGUUAAUUUAGUUGAUUCCCCGAUAAACAGAACACCAACUAUGUCGUUAGGACAGAAAUACGGUGAACAGCAAGAAGCAUCGCUUCCCUUUCUAACAAAUACUUCUUCUCAAUCUUUGUCCUAAAUGGAACCCUCGAAAGUUGCUUAUUGAGUAAAAUCUCAUUUCUGCCCCGCACCUGAACUUUGAUUCUUUAGUUGUGUUCCUUUUACUUUUGUAUUUGGCAAUUUUCAAUUGGACAUUGUUUUGGUUUUGCAACCCUAUCGGCUACCAUUAAGAAUGGUAUCCCCCCUCCUAUCUCUCCUUUUUCCCGCAUAGCCAUAAGCAUAGAAGUACAAGGCUGGUGGAUUGUUUGGUAAAAAAUAUUCAAGUCUCAUUCUUAGAUUUGCUUUUUCAGCCGCUGACUGUGUUUCUUCUUCUGGCCUUUUUAAUAUUAUAGCUUCCUUCCUGCUUUAUUAUCACUUGCUUAUUAUUAUUUUUUAUUGUGCUUUUUCCUCUGUUUUUUCUCUCUUUACUUCGUUUCUUGAGUUUGAGAUAAGGAGCUUUAUACAGUUACUUCUUGUUGGGUUUCCAUUUUCUCCCAAAUAAAUAAUAUUAUACUACCACUUGGCCUCAUGAAUGAAUGUGCUAUUCUUGAGUCUUGCUGCUUUAUGUUGGUAUGUUUUAUUAGGUUUGAUUCAGUCCUGGAAUCUGAUUCUGAUUUCCACUAUCAUAUGUUCACAUUCUUUAUUUUACCUGUCACCUCUAUUGGUUCCGUCUCUACAUUCUUUUUGGGUAAUUUUAUCAUUGGUUUCAUCGUUCAAUCAAAUAUAUAGAGAAUAAUGAAGCACGGGGCGGUAGGUAAGGUUAAAUUGAUGGUUUUGUUUAUAAAUAAGUUUAAAUAGACAUGGCCUUUCCUUAGUAGUGUUUGAUUGGUCAUUGAAACCCUUCCAUGUUCUUUUGCUGCUGGAGCUUUUUGGGUCUUAAUCUGUAACAUAAUAUUUGCAUAAUAUAUCUUUAAUAGUUUUAUCUGAGAAACUUUUAGUUCCUUCUAUAUGUAGAGUUUCUGAAACGAUUGGUGGCAAUAGUGGACUCAAUACAUCUUGUGCCGGUCAAGUUGGUCUCAUAGUUGACUGAAAUGAAUGUGGCUGGCUUUAUUUUCCUACUCUCUCUCCACUUAGGGGUGUUUCAAAUUGGUUAUGGUAGAAAUGCUUCAACUCGGCCAGCUGUUGUUAAUAUUGGAGCAAUGUUUAAUUUUGACUCUAUCAUUGGAAGAGUUGCCAAGAUUGCUAUUGAUGAAGCUCUGAAAGAUGUCAACUCCAAUUCAAGCAUUCUCAAAGGAACUAAACUUAGUGUAACACUGCAAGAUACCAAUUGCAAUGGCUUUCUUGGCAUGGUCGAAGCUUUGCGGUACAUGGCGACUGACGUCGUUGCCAUUAUAGGUCCCCAAUGUUCUGUGGUUGCUCCUAUUAUAUCACAUGUUGCAAGCGAACUCCGAGUUCCUCUACUGUCAUUUGCAGCUACAGAUCCCACCCUUUCUUCCCUUCAGUUCCCUUUUUUUGUUAGGACAGCACAGAGUGACUUGUAUCAAAUGACUGCUGUGGCUGAUAUCAUUGACCAUUAUGGUUGGAAGGAGGUCAUUGCAAUCUUUAUAGAUGAUGAUUGGGGGCGAAAUGGUGUGUCAGCAUUGAAUGAUAAACUUGCAGAGAGGCGCUGCAAAAUCUCCUACAAGGUAGGUAUUCAACCAGAUUCUUCAGUGACUCAGGGUGCCAUCAUGGAUAUUCUUGUUAAGGUUGCAUUAAUGCAAUCUCGAAUUGUUGUUCUGCAUUUAAAUCAAAUAGUAGGGUUUAAGGUUUUCUCUGUUGCAAACCAUCUUGGAAUGAUGGGCAAUGGUUACGUAUGGAUAGCUACGGAUUGGCUUUCAUUAGUUUUAGAUUCUGAGUCUCCUUUGCCUUCUGAGACCAUGGACAAAAUACAAGGAGUUCUAACUUUACGUCAACACACAACUGAUUCGGAUCGAAAAAGAGCCUUUUUCGCUAGGUGGAACCGCAUAAUUGGAGGUUCUCCACAGUUGAACGCUUAUGGACUUUAUGCUUACGAUACAGUUUGGCUGCUUGCUCAUUCUCUUGAUGCUUUUUUUAACCAGGGGGGGGUUAUCUCAUUCUCUAAUGAUUCUAGGAUAAGCUCUAUGGCAGGCAGUGCUCUCCACCUUGAAGCAAUGAGCAUUUUCGAUGAUGGAGUGCUCUUGCUGAAGAACAUAUUGCUAAGUGAUUUUGUUGGUUUGACAGGCCCACUUAAGUUUAAUUCAGACAGGUCUCUUAUUCUUCCUGCAUAUGAUAUUAUUAAUGUGCUUGGAACUGGGAUUCGACAGAUUGGCUACUGGUCAAACUAUUCUGGUUUAUCCACUGUAUCUCCAGAGACACUUUAUACGAAACCACAAAACCGUUCAAGUGCAAACCAAAAACUAUAUAGUGUAAUUUGGCCAGGAGAGACAUUGUCUAAGCCUCGUGGAUGGGUUUUCCCGAACAAUGGAAAGCUAUUGAGAAUUGGUGUUCCAAAUAGAGUCAGUUACAAGGAAUUUGUAUCGCAGGUUCGAGGAACUGAUAUGUUCAAGGGUUUUUGUAUAGAUGUAUUUACAGCCGCUGUUAAUUUGUUACCAUAUGCUGUUCCGUAUAAAUUUAUCUCCUUUGGAGAUGGUCGUAAGAACCCAAGCUAUACAGAGCUUGUGAAUAAGAUCACAACCGGUGAAUUCGAUGCUGUUGUCGGUGACAUUGCCAUUGUUACAAAUCGGACAAGGAUAGUUGAUUUUACCCAGCCUUAUGUUUCAUCUGGGCUGGUCAUUGUGGCUCAGUUGGAGAAAGAGAGAAGUGGUGCUUGGGCUUUUUUGCAGCCAUUUAGUCGCCGUAUGUGGAUUGUCACUGGCUCCUUCUUUCUCAUUGUCGGAAUAGUGGUUUGGAUCCUGGAGCACCGGAUAAAUGAUGAGUUUAGGGGCCCACCUAAACAACAAGUUAUAACCAUUUUAUGGUUUAGCUUCUCAACUAUGUUCUUUGCCCACAGAGAGAAUACUAUGAGCACUCUUGGCCGUCUAGUGUUGCUUGUAUGGCUCUUUGUGGUUUUAAUAAUCAACUCCAGUUACACUGCAAGUCUGACGUCAAUCCUCACAGUGGAGCAUUUAUCUUCUCCAAUUAAAGGAAUUCAAAGCUUGGCAGCUACUAACGAGCCUAUUGGAUAUCAAGAAGGCUCUUUUACUGAGCGAUAUCUAAGCGAGGAACUUAACAUAUCUAGAUCUAGGCUUGUAUCUCUUGGAUCACCUGAAGCUUAUGCUUUGGCACUCAAACGUGGUCCUGGAAAUGGAGGUGUCGCUGCUGUAGUUGAUGAACGUCCGUAUGUUGAGCUUUUUCUCUCAAGCCAGUGCACAUUCAAGGUUGUAGGUCAAGAAUUUACCAAAAGUGGCUGGGGUUUUGCAUUUCCUCGGGACUCUCCCUUGGCAAUCGAUAUGUCAACUGCAAUUCUAGCACUCGCUGAGAACGGUGAUCUGCAGCGAAUACAUGACAAGUGGCUGAUGCAAAGCACCUGCAGUUUGGAGAGUACAGAGAUAGAAACAAACCAACUUAAUCUAUCCAGCUUCUGGGGUCUGUUCCUUAUUUGUGGGAUUGCUUGCAUCAUUGCCCUUCUUAUAUAUUUUCUGCAGAUAUUGCAGCAGCUACCUCCUGCUCCUGAAUCUGCAUCAAUUACUGGUCAAGAUAGCUCACAUUCUCGACGGCUGCGGAGGUUUUUGUCACUAAUGGAUGAGAAAGAAGAGCAAUCAAGAAGUGGGCAGAAGAGAAGGAAAGUAGACAACGAAAGGGAUGAUGAAUUUGGUAGUUAAGACCAAGAGGAGAGAGAGGAGCAAUAGCAAUGCAUUAAUUACUUCUCAUUUCAUUCAUUGGAGUUGCGCAUACCUAACUGAAACUGUGACACGUUCAUGUGAGUCACGCCUUUUUUAUCUUUAAAGCAACGUAACUAUUUAUAUGUAUUCAAAGGCAAAGCAUUGGUUGUGUACUUUAGGUUAUAUUAUAAAUUAGGAGGGCUUUGAUUUCAAACACAGUCCGUUUAUUGGGAUGAUAAUGUAAUGCUAACUAAUAUUUUUGCCAGUCAUCCUUGUAUAUUUUGCAAUUCAAUUUCCACUUUCCAUGUA
This is a messenger RNA of Gossypium raimondii (Peruvian cotton), 4292 nucleotides long. Its product is annotated as glutamate receptor 3.3. NCBI's taxonomy places the organism in Eukaryota, Viridiplantae, Streptophyta, Magnoliopsida, Malvales, Malvaceae. Gene Ontology annotation, molecular function: glutamate-gated receptor activity. Gene Ontology annotation, cellular component: plasma membrane. The record is from RefSeq and is a predicted model, not a curated record. The transcript has 6 exons. Bases 1254 to 3983 code for a protein of 909 amino acids.